Molecule: messenger RNA, 1019 nt
Organism: Aegilops tauschii subsp. strangulata
Lineage: Eukaryota; Viridiplantae; Streptophyta; Magnoliopsida; Poales; Poaceae
Source: RefSeq, a predicted model, not a curated record
CCAAAAACCACGAGCCCGAAACCACCGAUCUCACCCCCAUCUCCCGCCGCGCUUUACUACUACUACUACAUUCCAUCCGAGCGGCGCCAACCCACCCGAUCGACCGAGAGAUCACGCGGCAACCAGCCAACCCCGGAGACCCACGGAAACAACUCGUCUGCAAUGUGCAGAGGAACGGUGGACGACCUCCGCCCGCUCGGAGCCCGGCGGCGGCUCGAGGUACGGGCGUUCUACCUCCGCCUCUCCUCGUCAUCCACGUCCACGUCGGCGCCGCCCGCGGAGCUCACGCUCGUGUACCGCCCGGCCAUCGGCGGCGCGGCGCUGGAGCUGGCCGGCCGCGCGCUCCCGCCGGCCUGCCCCGCCGAGGUCACCCUCCUGCGCGUGCGCGGCAACGACGACGCGCCGGCGUACGGGAGCGCGGACCGCGUCUCUGCCGCCGAGGGCGCGCGGUUCGAGGUGUACGCCGGGAAGGAGGGGCUCGCGGCGGAGGGCGCCUUCGCGCGGCGCAACGGCGGGUGGCGCGUCGAGUGCCGCCGCCCGGUCGCGUCGCACGCGCGCGUCGUGGAGGUGCUGGUCCUCGCGGAGGGCGGCGUGGUCGUAAGAGCCAGGGCCAGGGCGUCGGCGGCGAGGAGGAUGGGAUGCGCCACGCGGCUCGAGGGGAUACCGGAGGAAGAGGACGCGCCGUGCGAGUGCGGGGCGUGCGGAGACGAGUGGGAGAUGGUCGGCCACGUCGGCGACGAGUUCAAGGAGCACGAGGAGGAGGUUGAGGCGGAAACGAUGCGGUGGGCGCUGGAGAUGGGUGCCUGGGCGGUGUGCGUCGGGGUCGGGCUGCUCGCCACCGCCCGCCGGUUCAGCCGGAGGCGGCCCGCGCUCCGGUGAUCCCGCCAAGAGUCAAGUGUACGUGUUCGCCAGGAUUUUGUAGUACGUAGCCUCCUGUUUCUUAAGAAGUUCUCAAGAUUGUAGUAUGUAUAUACACGCGAAUCAAUCAACAGUCAAGACAUCAGAUGCCAUCUUACAAA